Molecule: messenger RNA, 390 nt
Organism: Soboliphyme baturini
Lineage: Eukaryota; Metazoa; Nematoda; Enoplea; Dioctophymatida; Soboliphymatidae
Source: the annotation of a GenBank genome assembly
AUGAUUAUUCUGUCUACGCUGAGCGCCGCUUCCGCCUCCGCUGUCCUGUCGUCCUCGCCGAUGCCAGUUGCAGACAUGAUGGACGAAUGGUCGCGAUUUGGUACACCUCGCCACUCCUCUCCGUCCGCUCUGGCCCCGUCGUCGCAGUCAGCUGUCAUCCCCGUCCUGCUGGUCGUUCUGACCAACGGUCACAAAUUUGUUUUCUGUCAUCUUGGUGCUACUCUCAAACUUGCAUACUUUGUACGAUCGUCAUUCACUCUCAGUGGAAGCUCUGUCCAGUGGUGUGCUACCCAUCCACCGGUCGUUCUGUUCGUUUUUCUAAUCCUGCGGCUUCUGUACCUACCAUCCUGGACUCGACUGUUCAACCGGCCCGGCGACAGUGGACCGUAG